Messenger RNA from Oppiella nova, 1386 nucleotides. Lineage: Eukaryota; Metazoa; Arthropoda; Arachnida; Sarcoptiformes; Oppiidae. The record is from the annotation of a GenBank genome assembly.
GGUAUAAUUUACGGCACAAAUCGUGGACACAGUUGUGUGCAAAUGGAGUCCAGAAUGACUGCUCGGGAAGAGAGUCUAAAUAUCACACAAAGUGAGGACUGUUUGGUACUAAACAUAUGGACACCUAAUAUGGGAAACAAUACCUCAUCAAAUGAUACAUCACUCAAACCUGUAAUGUUUUGGAUACAUGGAGGGGCUCUCACUAUGGGAUCAAUAGCUAUGUAUAAUGGCAGUGUUUUGGCCACCAAUGAUGUGGUGGUUGUGGCCGUGAACUACAGACUCGGAUGGUUUGGGUUUAUGUAUGGGGAUCGGGAGGACGCGCCCGGAAAUAUGGGAUUUUAUGACCAGUUAUUAGCUCUCAAAUGGGUGAGAGAUAAUAUCCAUUUGUUUGGUGGGGAUGGGGAUCAUAUCACUAUAUUUGGUGAGAGCGCCGGCAGUUGGUCCGUAUCGGCACAUAUAUUGUCUCCCCUAUCAAAGGGUCUGUUUAAGAGGGCUAUUAUGCAAAGUGGAGCACAUUUUUACAACAAGGAUAGGGAUGUGAUCACGAAAUCUGAAGCUUUACUAAUGGCUAAAGAGUUAGCAAAUCGAUUGAAUUGUAGUGACUCUGAUAAUUGGCUCAAAUGUUUGAGAGGGGUUCACAUUCAGGAUAUACUAAGCUAUCAAUUUAAUCAUACGAGACAUGUAAUACAUAUAAAUGAGAUGAAGGCUAGUUGGGCUAUAUUCCCGGUGUUGGGUACAAAGUUUAUGCCAUUUUCGGCGCAAAAGACAUUUGCAAACAAAAUAUAUGAUUCAGAUAUCGAUAUAAUGGCUGGAAUUACAAAGAAUGAGGGGUCGAUGCUAUCGGAAAUGUUUCUGGGAGUACCAGAAAAUUUAACCCAGAAUCUAUUUAAGGAAUUAGUGGUUAAUAUAGAUGACUUAUUUCAUGGAUUAAAUGCUGAUAAUGUGACCGACUUUUACCUCCGGGGUGUCAACGAAAGCAGUUCAACGGAACUUCGACAGGCUUUCUACGGCCUGUACGGUGAUCUCUUUAUCAAUUGUCCGACUUAUCUGUUCACUAAACAAAUGGCUAAACAUAUGAUGAAUAAACAAAACGUUUAUUUCUAUGAACUCACGUAUCAAAUGUCACUAUUUGUAGAAAUGUUUGGUUUGGAUGAGGAGACUGUGGGUAUUAUUCACGGAGCGGAUAUACCCUUUGUGUUUGGUAUGCCUGUCCUUCAAUCAGAAUUUUUUACACCAGAAGACGUCGAUUUUAGUAGACUAGUGAUGAAAUUGUGGACUAAUUUCGCCAAAUAUGGCAAACCGGAUGAACAAUGGCCUAAACUAUUGGGCGAUAAUAAUUUGAUUUCAGUGAGGGAUUUGAACCCAGGUCAUAUGGAUCGGUAUUAG